Tribolium madens (black flour beetle) is the source of this 2998-nucleotide messenger RNA. Its product is annotated as RING finger protein 207-like. Gene Ontology annotation, molecular function: Hsp70 protein binding; transmembrane transporter binding; zinc ion binding. The transcript is spliced from 10 exons. Gene Ontology annotation, cellular component: perinuclear region of cytoplasm. Lineage: Eukaryota; Metazoa; Arthropoda; Insecta; Coleoptera; Tenebrionidae. Bases 240 to 2771 code for a protein of 843 amino acids. The record is from RefSeq and is a predicted model, not a curated record.
CGGGGCCACUGUUGCGUCUUGUUACCAUUGUGUGAUAAUAACAAUUUAAUGUUGGUAGUUGUGACUAAACCGGCAACUUGAUUUGUUUGGGGUGGCUUAAAUGGGUCAAAGGCGGCGCAUGUGCCCUCACCUGGGUGGGGAUGGAGCUAAAAACACUAAUGGCAGCCCUCUUGUAACUCCAAGGGGUUGAAAUUGCACUUUUCGGGAUUAUUUACUUCGUCAGUCAUUGUAGUUUUGAAAUGGAACCACCAGGAAUGGAAGCAGGGAUGGACUUUCCGAAAAACCCACUUUUGUGCCCCAUCUGCCACGAUUAUUUCACAGAACCGUGCAUUUUAAGCUGUUAUCACACUUUCUGUGCGAGGUGUUUGAGGGGUCGUGAGCAGGACCGCCGUCUCGUUUGCCCCUUUUGCAGGCAACCAACUCUGCUUAAAGAUGGGUCAAUGCUGCCGCCCCCUGACACUCUGAUGAGACAACUCAUUGAUAUUGCCAAUAGUGAGAACCCCCCGUGUUCAAAUUGUGACAAAAGGGACAGAGCAAACAUGUAUUAUUGCAAUACUUGUGGCCAAGCGUUGUGUUCCCACUGCCGCGACAAUACCCACCGGGCUAAGAUGUUCGCAAGUCAUGAUAUUGUGCAUAUGACUAAAUGUACAAAAGAACCCAAAAGGUGUCUACAACAUGGAGAGCAAUAUAUUAUGUAUUCGCCGCUUCAGAAUAAUAUGCUUUGUGUUAAUUGUUUCCGUGAUUUACCGAACGAAAUCAGGGCACAGUGUGUCGAUAUUGACACGGCCCAUACCCAAGCUGCUAAAAGACUAGAACGCGGACAAAACGCCAUUAUGGAUUUGCAGACCUCAGUACGUGACGGCAUAAUAGCCCUAAAAAGCAUGAUGGACGAAUUACGCCGCAACAUGGACAGCGAGAAGCACACAAUCAACACUUUUUGUCAAGGAAUGCAAGAAGCAAUGGCCAAAACCCACGCCGCCAUGAUAAUGGAAGUGCAAAGACAAUACGAAAGCAAAGACCGAAUAUACCGCAGCCAACUUCUAGUCUUAGGAACUGUGAUGCCAGUUUUACAAUUACAUCUCGUUUUGUGUACCACAUUCACUGCCGCCGCAAACAAGUACCAGUUCCUCGAACUGUGCCCUUCAUUACUUGAACGUUUAUCAGCUGUAGGGCAAUUGAGUCAACCAGUGCGCUCUUUACAAAGUUCCACAAUUAAAACCAACUACAGGAGUGAAUUUGCUCAAUGUUUGGAACCGUGGAUUGGUCCAGCUGCUGUCACUCAGCACCAAUCAGAAGUCGCUGCAGCGUCGCGGAUGUACGACAGCGCACCCCCAGCGACGAAAAAGCAACAAACAGCCCUCAAAAACAAGGUUCUCGAAGGGGACAGUUCGUUUUCGGCUCAUUGUAGAUCAUUCGAAUCACAAAUCCGCGAUUUGAAUCAACAGUUUAACGUGGUUAAAGAAAAAGUGAGCGAUUUGCAUCGAGAUAUAACAGCGUUGAGGAAAGCGCAAGCGCCACCGUUAGCCGCCCGUUAUGAUAUGUUAAUGAGGGAGUGUUUGCAUUUAGACCAGAAUUUGGAGAGGCAACAACAGGAGUUGGAUAGAAUGGCUGAGAAUUUCGACGCCAGUUGGGAGGAACAGUUGUGGAGAUUGCGAGUGGAACAGGAGGUGUUCAGUUGUCAAAGGGCCGAUGUUAUGACUUUGAGGAAUGAGUUGAAACACAUCAGUCAACUGGUAGGGCAAUUGGAACCAUAUAUUAGAAGUCUUACUCCAGCACAGCAGAGUGAGACUGCGCAGGAGCAAAGCCAACAAAUGCAAACGCUGCUCGACCAUUUUAAUGUUUUACAACAAUCCGACGCAAGUUUGGGCAAAAUCCCUCGCUCGAGGUCCCGCGUUUUGGGCCAACUGUUCGAAAAAGUCCGUCCAAAUAUCCAAGAACGUGAACGGAGUAAAUCGGCCGGUCAAACCGACAAGCCUUUAAGCACACCUCUCAAACCAAAGAAGCCCUUCAUUCCCACCACCCAUCAAAUGAACAUUGAACGUCUGGAAGCCCACUUGAAGGAGAAAAUCCACGAGAUUGUCUGUCGACGCCAAUCGGCGACUCCCCAAUCCAAAUCCGAUCCAGAAACCGAACGGAAACUCUCCAAAGACGAGCGAAAACUAAGCAAAACCGAUCUGGAUUCCAUCAACAAGCUCGGGACGAAACAGAGGAUUAUGUAUAAGAAAAUCGGGAAAAGUUGCGACAAAAUCAACACUUGUAGCAAAUCGGAUAGCGAUGUGAAAAAGCGAACCGAGUCGGAUUAUCAGCGAAUUUCCGAUGCGACGAGCCAGAAUGUGAAGGCUUUGGUGCACAAGGAGACGCGCUCGAGUCCGAGUAGCCCCAAAUGCAAGAAUAAGCCGAAACCGCCCCCGAAGCAGAGAAAAUCCCCCAAGGUUUACCCUUAUAGUGACGGGGAAGACAAUGUGUUUUACUCUCUUCACGAUUCUGCCGACUCUAUGAGUACUUCUAGUCGAAGGUCGAGUUUCGAAGGGCCUGAUAAGACCCUUGUUGUUGUUAUCAAUAAACGCAGUAAUAAUAUGUCAAUGGCUCAAAAGCAGAGAAGUUGGGAGACUUUUCCGCCCAAAAGACGCCACCAUAUGUGUCAUAAAUUGUCAGCGCCGAAUCCGAUGCCGUUACGAAAGGCUGAUAGUUUCGAAGGGCAUGAAGAAGCUGUUAAAAGUUUGGUUGCAGCUGUGCAAGAGACUAGACGUAAGCCUAAAGGUGGUAAUUAACCCGAGAAGUUUGUCUACGAGGGGUUUUUGUUGUAUUAUGUUGGAAAUUGAAUGUGUUUUUGAACAUUGUUGGCCUAAUUUAUUCAUGUUGCUAAUAUUCGACUAGUUUAGAUUGUGUACUAUGUAAGUUUUAUUAGAAUAGGUAUUUCGAAUUAUGUACACCGACGAUUAGUUUGUGACGAAUUUGAAAAUAUGUAUAUUGGGCGAAAUUAAACGUUGAAUUAUUA